Theileria orientalis strain Shintoku is the source of this 852-nucleotide messenger RNA. RefSeq names its product RNA-binding protein. Gene Ontology annotation, biological process: positive regulation of mRNA splicing, via spliceosome. NCBI's taxonomy places the organism in Eukaryota, Apicomplexa, Aconoidasida, Piroplasmida, Theileriidae. Gene Ontology annotation, cellular component: spliceosomal complex. Bases 1 to 852 code for a protein of 283 amino acids. Gene Ontology annotation, molecular function: protein binding; RNA binding. The record is from RefSeq and is a predicted model, not a curated record. The transcript is spliced from 3 exons.
AUGACAGAUUCAGCAACCCCGUCAGUCAACGCUAAGCUGUUUGUUGGAUCUGUACCUACGAAUGUUACCGAGGAACAACUCAAGUCAGAACUAUCUAAAUACGGACAAUUAGUAUCCCUGUUUUAUAUGCCUGACCAGACGAAGCAAAAUAAUGGCUGGGCAUUCGUAACAUUUGAAACUAACGAAAACGCAUCAGAUGCAAUAGACGCCUUAAACGGAAAAGUAGUAUUCGAUGGCUCUAGUCAAGGAUUGGAAGUGGUGUACGCAUCGCAGCGUAAUAUGGCAGAAACGCAGCCACAGCCACAACCCCCAAAACCACAACCAAGCAGUUCACCACUGUGGCAGCAGUUUACAACAGCAGAAGGAGUGCCGUACUACUACAACGUAAGAACAGGUCAAACGCAGUGGCAGAAACCAGUGGAAUUCACGAGCACGAGCGCCACAAGAACAGCAGGAGGAGGCUCGUCAUUCGGACCGCCGGGAGCGAACCUAUUCGUGUUCCACGUCCCAGCAAACUGGAACGACAUAGACCUGAUAGAGCACUUCAAGCACUUCGGAAACGUAAUAAGCGCGAGAGUGCAGAGAGACUCAGCAGGAAGAAAUAGAGGCUUCGGAUUCAUAUCGUACGAUAACCCGCAGAGCGCAGUCGUAGCAAUAAAAAAUAUGAACGGGUUCAGCGUGGGAGGAAAGUACCUGAAGGUACAGCUGAAAAAGGGAGAGGAGCAUUAUAUGCACUCAGACCAGUACCAAGUGCAGCCAUACGGCUCGCAGAGCCAGUACGGCUCGUCGCACGUGCAGUCAGGAAGCAGCACACUGACGCCGAAGUACCAAAUGCAUUACAACCCAUACUGA